CAUUGUUCUUAAUUCACCUCUUUGGUCAUAUUUGCUUUUCUUGUGGCUUCAACGACUCGACAAGGGGUUCCCGACCGUUUCCCAAUUGAUAAGAAUAAACUUGUCGUCUUUUGCUGCCAACCCGCCAAGCUACCAAUCAGCUUGUCUCAAGAACCACCCGACUCAUCUGUUCUAUACUACUUCAUCCGACCUCAACAGUCGCCAUGAAUCGUCUUCUGAAGCUGACCGUCUUCUCUUUAAUCGCAUCCUCUGCGAUUGCGACCGGCACUCCGGAGCAGGUGGUAUCCGAGGCCACCGCGGUGUCCGACAAGUCCGAUUUCUACAGCGAUCUCGAGAACCUCGACAUCCACAAGGCUCUUCACCUGUUCGAGAAGUUCCGUCAUGGCGUCUUCCGCCGCGACGAAGACGCUGUGGACGUUCUCAGUGCCGAGGAUAGUUCGCUGGCCGCCCGUCUGAACCUUAAGAGGCAGAACAGCUCGGCCGCAGUCGAGCCCUCAGCCACUGCGGAACCAACCAUCUCAGCGGAGCCUACCACGGCCACGCCGACUCAGAAGACCACCGUCGAACCAACCACCACGGAGCCUACCACGACCGAGAAGCCCACAGCUUCCCCCACGACCUCGGAGAAGACUACCGAAAAGCCUACGACCAGUGAGAAACCCACUACCUCCGAGAAGCCCACUACCUCGGACAAGACCACCUCCGAGAAGACCACCGAGAAGCCCACCACCACCAAUCAACCCAAGCCUACCACCACCGACAAGACUACCAGCGAAAAGACCACCUCGGAGAAGACCACUUCGGAGCAGACCACCACCUCAGACUCCACCACCAGCAAGGGCCCAACCACCAUGCAAACCACCACCUCCGCCCCGGAGCCCACAACCACCGAACAAACAACCAAGCACACAACCCCCUACACCUCCACCUUCAAGAGCACUACCACGCUGCCCAACGGCGAGCAAAGCACCAUCACCUCCAUCACCGUCGUGCACCCCACCGAAACCGAGAUCGCCACGCCCACCGGCGCCGCCCCGGGCCUGCAAACCGACAACGCAGCCCCGACCACCGGUCUCACCCGCGAGCUCUUCGUCAUGGUCGGUGGCGCCGCCGUCGUGGCCAUGGCCCUGUAAUCGGGACAUAUGGUAUUUCUGAAAAUGUGACGUUGUUUGUUCUUUUUUUUUUUUUUCUUGUCCUCUGCAUGAAUGGCGUUUGCUUUUUCUCUUUCUUCUGAAAAUAUUCGACUCUGUUACGUUGGU
Messenger RNA from Aspergillus pseudonomiae, 1259 nucleotides. Its product is annotated as putative GPI anchored cell wall protein (Dan4). The record is from RefSeq and is a predicted model, not a curated record. The transcript has 2 exons. Lineage: Eukaryota; Fungi; Ascomycota; Eurotiomycetes; Eurotiales; Aspergillaceae. The coding region runs from base 204 to 1133 and encodes 309 amino acids.